Aphanomyces invadans is the source of this 1196-nucleotide messenger RNA. RefSeq lists its product as hypothetical. Lineage: Eukaryota; Oomycota; Saprolegniomycetes; Saprolegniales; Verrucalvaceae. The transcript is spliced from 7 exons. The coding region runs from base 41 to 1033 and encodes 330 amino acids. The record is from RefSeq and is a predicted model, not a curated record.
GCCGCAGUGUCGUCCUGUUUGGAUUGUGCAGCGCGGGUUCAUGACAGGGUGCGCCACUGCUGCACUCUCUCCUUGCCAAGUCGUUGCUGUUCAUCGUGGUUUUCAACGCAGGCGCGGAGGAUUUCCGUCGAUGUCGCAUGGCCAGCCUCGCUCUGCCGCCAUGUUUGGUGCCGGUCCGACGCUUCAAGCAGGCCCCUCUACGGCUGCACAGAGCGGCCACGACCCUCGAGGCCGGAGUUUUGGAGGCGGUAGCAGCUCGUUCAACCCAUUCGCUCACGAUGGACAAGGGCACUACCACAACCCGUACGAUAUCAACCCUGUCCCGGCCAACACGAACCCGUCGCCAUCGCCAGGAGUUUUUCACUCGAUAGGCGGUUCGAACAAGCGACGUGGCCAAGCGCCGCUUGCUGGAGCUCAAAGCUAUGAAGUUCCCCGACUCAGCCCUUCUCCUUCCACCCCUCUCGCGGCGCCGCCACCACAAUACCAUGGCGGCAACUUGUAUACUCCUACCACGGCGUCGUACCCACGUCCCCACGCUAUGGAACCUACAACUCUGUAUCAACAGCAGCAAUCGCAACAACCCAUGCAUCGACCGCACCAACCUCACUGGGUCGCCCCUCCACCGCUGUGGAAUAAAUGCGACCCGAGGAGCCGUUCUCAAAACAACAACGACGAGUUCCAGCACGUCGAUGGCCGCCCCAUGUCGUCAGACAAGUACCAGCAAUCGUCAUCGCAACGACCCCCGUCGUCACGCAGCACGCUUGGAUCCGCCGGGGCGAUGGCUAUGAUGACUUCCCAGGACGAACCGGGAUACGGCUACACCGACAACAACCAGCGCCAACACCAGCCCUCGGCCAGUUCCGCCGCCCCUCCACAGUCACACCGUCCUGACAUUUACCACCACAUCCCAUCGAAUGUCGCCCCGUCUCCGUCCAAGUCUGUGGCUCAGUGGAGCGGCACAGGCAACUUUGGACACAGCAGCACUCGAAUUUCGAGGCCCCCUGGAGGCCAUAGCCAAUUUGUCUUGGGAUAGCAAGUACGCGUGCAUCCAUUUGGGAACUGGCGUGUGGGCUCUGGCCUUCCAUCUGCCGCGCCAUCGGCUCCUCGGUCCCGCAACCGCGGAAGCGCGAGGAAGCGGUGGCACACCUUUCUAAUUGUUGCAAUAAUUCUAGUAUUCAGAAUUUUUUUGAACGGCU